AGUUGUGUUAAAAUCGAUAAGUUUAUCCACAAGCACAGAUAAAAAUCGCUUUAAAAAAUUAGUAUCAUUUAACACGAGAAAUAUUGGAGCAUAUUUGGAGUGGAGCCAAUCCUUAACAGCAGAAUUUUCUAAAUAUUUUCAGAAUGUAUACGAAAAUAUUAUCCAUAUUCUUACUUUACACAUUCACCUCAGUUCAUGCCCUGGAUAAUGGCUUAGCUUUAACGCCCCCUCUAGGAUGGAUGUCUUGGCAAAGAUUUAGGUGUAUCACUGACUGUGUUAACUAUCCCAACGACUGUAUCAGCGAUCAGCUGUUCCGUGAUACCGCUGAUCGAAUGGCAGAAGAUGGCUACUUAGAAGCUGGUUAUGAAUAUUUGAUUAUUGAUGACUGCUGGUUGGCCAAUGAAAGAGACAGCGAUGGUCGUCUUCAACCUAACGCAGACAGAUUUCCAAAUGGAAUUAAAGAUCUCGCCGACUAUAUCCAUUCCAAAGGAUUAAAGUUUGGAAUUUACGAAGAUAUAGGUACCAAUACCUGUGCCGGUUAUCCAGGAAUCAACGGACAAUAUGAAAUUGACGCCAAUACUUUUGCAGAAUGGGGCGUGGACUAUAUCAAAGUAGAUGGAUGCUACGAAGAUACUGAAGGAAUGGAAGACAAAUAUGCACAAUUUGGGGCUUAUCUGAAUCAAACUGAACGACCAAUUGUUUAUUCUUGUAGUUUUCCUGCCUACAAAGGACUGGAAGCCAACUACACUGCUGCAGUUGAAAUUUGCAAUCUUUGGAGAAAUUAUGGCGACAUUCAAGACCAAUGGGACGACGUGAAAAACAUCGCUAAUUGGUUUGCCACUAACCAAGGUUUUCUGAACAAAUUUGCAGGACCUGGGCAUUGGAACGACCCCGAUAUGUUGAUAAUUGGAGAUUAUGGUCUAAGCUAUGACGAGAGCAUUGCCCAAAUGACCAUUUGGACUGUUAUGGCCGCACCCUUACUCAUGUCGGUAGAUUUAAGAAAAAUAGAGCCAGAAUUCAGAGACAUUCUUCUAAAUUCUGAUGCUCUUAGUAUUAACCAGGACGCCUUAGGUAUUCCAGGACUCUUAGCUUGGAACAAUGGAAAUGUUCGCAUUUGGACCAAACCUAUUCUUCCUCAAGUUGAUGAUAAAAAUUCGUACGCUUUUGGUAUCGUUAAUUACGAGAAUGGUGGUAGUCCUCAUGUGGUCGAGUUCACUCUUGACGAGUUCGGCUUGGACAAUGCAGAUGGAUAUACAAUAAAAAAUGUUUUUGAACCAAGUGACCCCGUUACGGUAUCUGUUACUGAACCUAUUCGAAUUUCGGUUAAUCCUUCAGGUGCUGCUCUCCUUCAGGUAAACCCAGUAGCUCCAAGCCAUGCCACUUCUUUGUUAUGAAAAAUGAAAUAUUUGCCAAGUAAAUAUUAAAAAAAAUGUAUAAAAACAUUAAGAAUAUAUGAGAAAUUGCAA
Zophobas morio is the source of this 1466-nucleotide messenger RNA. RefSeq names its product alpha-N-acetylgalactosaminidase-like. The record is from RefSeq and is a predicted model, not a curated record. Gene Ontology annotation, molecular function: alpha-galactosidase activity. Gene Ontology annotation, biological process: oligosaccharide metabolic process; glycoside catabolic process. Gene Ontology annotation, cellular component: cytoplasm. Bases 144 to 1394 code for a protein of 416 amino acids. The transcript has 10 exons. NCBI's taxonomy places the organism in Eukaryota, Metazoa, Arthropoda, Insecta, Coleoptera, Tenebrionidae.